AAGACGAUGAGACAUAUGUUUGAAAAUGGCGGCACGACUUUGUACCGUUACGUGAGUUCGAGGAGUGUGGAACCGAUACCGGCAAAACUUGGAUAGGUAGAGACAACUGUAGGCAAUUAAUACCGGAAAGGAAAUCACGUGGCUAUCGCUUACCGCAUCUGAACAAGGAACGCCGCGGAAUACGGAACGCGGUAGUAAUGGCGGUUGAUUCAAACGAAGCGGCGUACAGAAAGGCGCAAAUAGAAUUCGUCACCAACAACCACGGCACUACAGCGAGGGAAACAUUGCUUAUGUUAAUGCCGAGUAUUUGUAGCUUGUUGUUGAUGUUAACAACAUCAUGUAUACUCGGGAAAUACCUGAAUCGCGUAACAAGGUUCAUCUUAGAAUUCCUGAUAGUAAUAAUACCAAUAAUUCUAUGCUGCACGAUUUAUUCCGAUGUUAAAAUAUCCAUCUGCCUAGGUCUUCUCGCCUUAUCUUGCACAAAUUUUAUAAUAAUGAUCAUGAUGACAAACCCCACAACUAUUGGGAAUAAUCAACCGUCACAAGUAGGAACCCGCUAUCCUUUUGUAACAAACUUCCGAGCCCUGACCAAUCUGUUGACUGCAAUUUGCAUCUUAGCUGUUGACUUCAAAGUAUUUCCCCGUCGUCACGCAAAGACUGAAGUAUAUGGUUACAGCCUAAUGGAUACAGGCGUAGGAUUUUUUGUAAUUGCAAAUGCGCUGGUCUCUCCGGAGGCAAGAGAUUCCGGCGGUCGGCAAACUUCAGGUUUUUUGGCGACUGCUUCAAAAAACUUGCACGAUUGUCUGAGGAGCUGCAUUCCUCUUCUGAUUUUGGGCUCGGCUAGGUACUUCUCUGUAGAAUACCUAAAUUAUCAGAAACAUGUAACAGAGUAUGGCGUUCAUUGGAAUUUUUUCAUCACACUGGCUGCGGUGAAGAUCCUAACAAGCAUUGUAACUUCUCUGAUAGCUCCGAAUCGCUCUUUGCUUCUUGGUAUUUCUAUUCUUGGCAUGUACGAGUACUUACUCAGUCAGAAAACUGUAAAAAAAUGGGUUUUCGGACAUUCCAGAGAAGGAUUCUUGAAUGCUAAUCGUGAAGGAAUUGUGUCCACUCUUGGCUACACAGGGCUUUAUUUUAUUGGCGUUGUCGUCGGCAGAUUGAUACACUCGACAUACCUCAGAGCAAGUAGAGCGCAGACUGGUAGACCCACAUAUUUUAGUUUUACCAUAUUUGGACGAACACUCGAGGCUCAAUACAGUGAAUCCAUGAUUCUCUGUGUAAAAUUGUCCUUGAUUGCGGCGCACGCUUGCAUAGCCACCCUUUUUCUAAAUGGGUACCGCAGAAUUUCUAGAAAGCUAGCUAAUUCUGGAUAUUGUGCUUGGAUGGUUACUUUGUCCACAAUUAUGUUGACUUUUUUAUUGUUGCUCGAUGUCAUAGCAGAUAUAUUUAGGCAAGUUACAUCGAAGAAUAGAAACGUCACGCAAGUCCAGAAUCAGAUCUCUAGUAUACCUGAAAUUUUCGAAGCCAUUAACUACAAUGGCCUAGUUUUCUUUCUCAUCUGUAAUUUUCUCACUGGUGCCGUAAAUAUGACAGUUAAAACGCUAUAUGUACCAGAUAUCGAAGCUGUCCAAAUUAUCACUGCGUACAUGUUGGUUAGUACCGGCCUAUUCGCAGUUCUAUUUAGAUUUAAAAUACAAAUUAAGUUGUGAGAUUUGAAGACGAGUUACUGCUUUUAAGAUUAUCUAAGUCAACUGAAAUGCAUUUUUGCUGUCCAAAUUUGGUGCCUUCAUGAUUAAAUAAUACAGUAUUCUAAGCAAUCUUCUAUCGAGGUACUAUGCAGUGGUGAUAAAUUAUAUUCAUGUAUUCACCUUUGAAACAUAUUUAAAUAUACACGUAU
Messenger RNA from Diprion similis, 1894 nucleotides. RefSeq lists its product as uncharacterized. Gene Ontology annotation, cellular component: membrane; endoplasmic reticulum. Lineage: Eukaryota; Metazoa; Arthropoda; Insecta; Hymenoptera; Diprionidae. The record is from RefSeq and is a predicted model, not a curated record. Gene Ontology annotation, biological process: GPI anchor biosynthetic process; protein localization to plasma membrane. Gene Ontology annotation, molecular function: glucosaminyl-phosphatidylinositol O-acyltransferase activity. Bases 198 to 1706 code for a protein of 502 amino acids. The transcript is spliced from 2 exons.